UGUCUAUUUCUUCUGUCAUAAAAAUAACCUCAAACAAAUCCUUCUGACUGAAUUUUAUAAAUUACCAACAUAAAUUGUGAAUUUUAUUGCGUAAAACUACACAAUUAAUAUUUGAAGUAUUUCAGUUAAUUCUGUAAGACAAAAUGUCCGAUCAAAAUGUCGCGUCUGCCCCGGCCUCCGCCGCCCAGUCCGCCACCAGUGUGGCUGAAGAGCAGCGCUCUGGAAGUGUUGCUGGUUCAGGUGCCGUAAGUGGUUCCGUGGCCUCCGAGGAGAAAGUAUACGGAGGCUGUGAAGGCCCAGAUGCCAUGUACGUGAAGCUGGUCUCCUCUGACGGUCACGAGUUCAUCGUCAAGAGGGAGCACGCUCUCACAUCAGGCACUAUCAAGGCUAUGUUGAGCGGACCCGGUCAAUUUGCGGAGAACGAAGCCAACGAGGUCAACUUUAGGGAGAUUCCGUCGCACGUCCUGCAAAAAGUGUGCAUGUACUUCACAUACAAGGUCCGCUACACAAAUUCUUCCACCGAAAUCCCUGAGUUCCCGAUCGCCCCCGAAAUCGCUCUGGAACUGUUGAUGGCUGCUAACUUCUUGGACUGCUAAACGUAUGGGCAAGACGGAGUGAGUUUGCAAUUUGUAUGAGUUGAUUAUACGUCACAACAACGGUAUAGUUCGUUUCAUUCACCAAGACUCGCCCCACCAUUCUUCCGCGAAUGUUUGAGUUUUAUCGGUACACGCUAAAUUAUCCAUGAGUGCACACGCACACUACAAUAAUGACGCUCGGAUUGCUCGGAUCAAACUCCCCGCACCCCGCGCUUCCCUCGACCAUAAAUUGGUGGGGCGCGUCUUCGUGGAUGACACUAUCUAUAAUUAUGUCUGUCUAGUUUUUUGACCUUAAAAGCAUUGUGACUGUCUCGCACUUGUUUUAGCUGGUGUUAAUAACAAAUAAAAACUCAAUGAAAAAUGAAUUAAUUAAAUUAUCACCGGGCAAAUUUCAAAUUCCAAUGUCCACCGUGUCUCUUUAAACAAUCGACAUUGGCGAAACCAGUGUGUUUCAAAUACGCACCAUUGAAGCCAUUACACAGAAUAAUAAAAAAGCGUAACUCUUCAAGUACCAGCAAAUUGACACAAUAGAAAUAAAUACCGUUUAAAAUAAGUUAACGCGGUCUCAUGCGAUCUUAGGGUUCCACAAGGUAACAGACGCCCGUAUUCAUAAACAUUACUAUGAGGUCUCACAGUGCGCGUAGACGCACAGGGUGACACACGAGCCAAUCACAGAGCUCUAUUCAACUCCGUGCGUUCGAUUUGCUGCUUCACUUAAGCAAGCAUCGUUUGUGAUUACUUGAUAGAGCUUUUUGAUCUUAAUUCGAGACACCAUUUGUGGUUAACCAUCUCAAACAUUUUACUAUAAUUAGAAUUUUUUAAAUGUGUAGUAUAAUCAACUCAAGCAGUUCAAACACACUAACAUACUUUUUGUGUAUGGUAACAAUGUCUAGAGAUUCUUUUAAUUCAAGAAAAUAACCAUAAAAUACUAUGUCAUUUUAGAUAGUUACUUUUUGCCUUUUUGGUGCAGGAACUGUGGCACUGUAUUCUCUUUGUGUGAAGUGUAUUCCAUAAUAGUUAGUGCAACUUUCAACCGUAUUUAUCUGUACCAUUAGGUUCAGUAUUAUGUAGCAGUGUGGGUAGGAGAUUUCUAGCAAGGAAAAUGUUUAUUUAAACAGUUGGAAUCUUUAGACAUUUGACAUGAAUUGUGAUUCGGGAGAUGUAGAAGCAUCAUUUGCUUUCCGAUUUUAAAUGAAACUGGAAAGUAAUUUAAGAUGUUGUAUAAACGACCUUACUCAGGUCUGGAUAUAGUAUCAAAUCGAUUUUUAUAUGCAAUAAUAUCAAUAUGGUGAAUAAUUUGCGCUAUUUGAAUGUUCUACGCGAAAUACUAAGGGGUUGGCUAUAGAAUUUGAUGUUUAUUUUUACUAAAAUCACUGAUCAACUGACAGUCAUGAUUUAAUCUCUGUCAAAACUUCAUUGUUCUGUGAAACCUUAUUCGUAAACAAAAAAUAAAGUCCAGCAACAUGGUAUCGACUUAUAAUUUUGUCUCCUAGAAUUACUAGGGGUAUUAUAAUAAUAUGGCAGUACCAUUGAUCAAUGAUUUUCGAUACUAACAUGCAGUAAUAAUUUGUAGCGAUUAUUCAUAUAAAUUAUAAUAAGUGGUCAUAGCAUCUGUAAUAUUUUAAAAAAUUGGUGUCUAAAUUAUCUAUAGGUCUAGCGCUAAACUCUUCUUCUUCUUCUUCUUUUAUUAAUGGCGAUGAACUUGUGUAUUUUCGCCACAAGGCACACUGUUCCGCCAAUAUCACGUGUCAGUCAGUGCCUAAGGUAUGGGAGCGGCACGGGAGGGCUGACAUUGACAUAUUAUCACGUGACAGAGCAUCUGAAGUCUCGCUGUCGUUUGACGUCUCAAAAACACUCUUCCAUGCCGCAUACCUCAGGCACCGACUGAGUUAUGCGCUAAACCCAAAACUUAUCUAUAGUCUGGUCGCCGAGCACGUAGAGUUUUGUCCAAUGACCCCAAGCUACCCAUCCUUAUCGCUCGCGCGUAAUUAUAUUGCUGUCGCGACUGUGAAACGGGCGCCCGCAGUGAGUGUGCGAGCGCAACAGCAACAUAAUUACGCGCGAGCGAUAAGGCAGCUUGGGGUCAUUGGACAAAAUUAUACGUGCUCAGAGACCGGGCUUUAGUUUACCCAACCUGUUAUAUUGAAAAAAACGGGUUAAAAUAAUUUCGAUGUGUCUGUGGAAGUUAUGUACCUAUUUGAUUAAAAUAAACUUUGCGAUGUAGCAAUGUUAGAAUGAGACUUACAGGUUUCAAUUUACUUCACGAUAGAGGUACAAAAACAAUAUUUAUUAUAAAACACUAUAAAUGAUGUAAAUGAAAACAAAAGAUCUCAUUAUAUCAUCAACUAUCAUAUUCUAAGAGCAAAGUAAAAUAAUAAUAGUAAUGACGUGUAUAAAAGGACCCAUUAGUAUCAAUUGCCAAUUGCUCGCGAGCCGAAUACUGUUCGCUCCCGUUCGCCGAUUACUGAUGACGUCAUGUGUGUGGGAUUCAUGUAAUACUUACCUACGCUACUAGUCACGUGAAUCCUUAGAUUGAAGCGAAAUUGUGUGAUUAAUUUAAUAUUAAUAAGUAGGACUCGCAGGUAGGUUACGAACGUUUGUGCCGUAUCUUCCAUUUUUGUUUUAUCUGGCUUGAACGACUUGAAAUUCGGGUGUAAAAAUAACAGGGUCUAAAAUAGCAUACUACUUUUAUUUUACUGUGCUCAAGGGGUAUUGACCACAUCGAGUUAGUUUCCUAAGGGUCGAAUCGACCAAACGAGUAAAUGUUAAUCUCAGAAUAAAUUGUCAGUUUUGACAUAUUUCCCAUACUGAAACUGUCAAUGUGCCAGUGACAACCAUGAGUUAUUCUUGGAUAACCGUUUGGUCGAAUCGGGCCGAAAUGAAAAACUUCUAGUGAUUUUUUUAUUUUGUAUAAGCAUUAUUAUUUGUGAGGGCUAACUGAAUAGGUAAUUUAUUUGUCAAGUGUCACUUAACUUUAACCAAUUCGCAUUGUCGCUUUGUAUUUUGUUAAUAAACCAAAUUGAUUGGAUA
Molecule: messenger RNA, 3626 nt
Organism: Ostrinia nubilalis (European corn borer)
Lineage: Eukaryota; Metazoa; Arthropoda; Insecta; Lepidoptera; Crambidae
Gene: EloC
Product: elongin-C
Exons: 4
Coding region: 144-596 (150 amino acids)
Biological process (GO): ubiquitin-dependent protein catabolic process
Cellular component (GO): elongin complex
Molecular function (GO): protein-macromolecule adaptor activity
Source: RefSeq, a predicted model, not a curated record